CGACGCGGACCCGCAGCCAACUGGCGCCGCCCCGCCCGAGGCGCCCGGCCCCGCGACCCGCGAGCCGCCGAGGCCCCAUGGCGCGGGCGGCCGGGGCGGCGGCGGCGACGACGCGGGGUGGGGCGCGGGUCAGGGGCCUCCCUGAUGCUUGGAGCAGAAAGAAGGUGCUGGUGGCUGGCAUCACCUUGGAGAGGAGCUGAAGACUAGCCAGAUAAAAAGCACUGGACAAAUGCUGGUUCCAAAUCCCUGGCAGGGAUCAGAACGCUUCUGCUGUGCUGAAAGCCGAGCCACGCACAGAUCAGGAGCGGGCAGUUACAGGAACUGCUGUCAGUUUCUGUCUAGUUGUACAAUGUCCUUUCAUUCGGGACGCCAGAUAUACCUUUUCAAAUUUAGUGGUCCGAGUCGUGGUGUCAGAAUCGCUGCAGACACAAGUGCCCCCUGAGGUGGGCGCCUCGUCCCUGUCAACUGCACACCUAAUGCAGUGCACACAACCGUCACCAGGAAACGCUGCGGCCAGGGCACUGCUGACCUGCUUGCUGACUCACGUGUGGUUCUUAAGUGUCUUUUCAGAAUGCUCGGAGGCUCCUCUCAAGUUUCCUUGCAAAGAACCCUCACAAGGGUGCUGCCUGCAAAUGGCCUGAAUUUCUCAUUUGUACCAGUAGGUUAAAGGAAUCCUCAAAACCCAGCAGCUGAAAAACUGGUUCACUAGUGCAUUUAGCGCAAAGCACGGACUCAGAGGCCUCCUGCGCAGGAGCCCAGGAGGGGGUAGGUUCCGGCCAGUGAUGAGCGGCCGCGUCCCGCUGGCAGAGAAAGCCCUGUCCGAAGGCUACGCCCGGCUCCGGUACCGGGACACCUCCCUGCUCAUCUGGCAACAGCAGCAGCAGAAGUUGGCAUCUGUGCCGCCCGGGACGUACCUGAGCAGGAGUCGAAGCAUGUGGUACUCACAGUAUGGAAACGAGGCCAUCCUCGUCCGGGACAGAAACAAGCUGGACAUCUCCCGGGACACGGGGCAAUCCAAGUUUUGCUCUGUUAUGUAAUUCUGGUGUGAAAACCUGAGCCCAGGCACCCAGCCGCCUUGCUAAUCCCUAGUCCCUACUGGGAGAUCCUGAGCAGUGAACGUGAAGGUUGAGCUGUGGUAGAAGAACCCCAAAAUCCCAGAGCUGGUGCCCCGGCCCAUUCGCAGUCGGGCUGAUGGGUGGACUUGGCUCCUGGACUCCACUGUGAUCUUGCAGGCGCUGUAGGCACAGGCCAGGUCCGGGGCCCGGCUAGAUGCUGUUUUGGUUAUGCUUCCGAAUAAGUCAAGCGAGAGGGACACCCCGGUUACAGACCACCUCUUCACAUUCUUACAGGCUGUCUUUAGGAUUCCCUUCUGCCUGGUAAAGAAUGGGUCAGAUCUAGAAAAAGGUGAAGGAAUUGGCAUCAUGUCGGGUCGCAGAUCCAUGUGCAGGACCCAGAUGUGCAGGACCAAGAUGGAUUCACCCUAAAUGGUCAUCGGCAGCAGUAUUUCAGUAGGGACUUUGUGGCACUUGAGUUUUGAGUCUAGUAACCAAAAUGAUCACUGCGUGUGAUGCACUGUGAUGGCUCCUACACUACCUUCCUGAUGCUGGAGGCUUGUGGGGCAAAGGCAGCCCCAAAACAUUAAGGAAACCCCCAAAUUAUUAAGUUACACAAAAGUUGCUAACAGUGAUUUCAAAUUUAAUCACAGGGCUGAAAUAGGCAGGUUCUCAGCCGACAGUGGUUCAGCCUCGGCCCACCUGUGUGGGCAGCUUUAUGAGUCAUUUUUAAAGGAUUUGCUGUCUGCUGUAAUUAAGGUCUGUGUGGCGAGGCAAACGUGGAAGUGGCUUUUCUCAAAGACACUUUUGUCAAAGCUAAGUUUUCUUUUCUAAAUAAAUCUCAUUUAGGAGCCGCC
Molecule: messenger RNA, 1909 nt
Organism: Balaenoptera acutorostrata (minke whale)
Lineage: Eukaryota; Metazoa; Chordata; Mammalia; Artiodactyla; Balaenopteridae
Gene: BRD3OS
Product: BRD3 opposite strand
Exons: 3
Coding region: 783-1037 (84 amino acids)
Source: RefSeq, a predicted model, not a curated record